CCGCUAAAAUCGAUCGAUCUUCAAAUCAGAUUAGGGUUCCGAUUUAGAUUUUAAGACUUAUUCGUCUCUCAAUUCGAUCCAUUGUUUGAUUUCUAUCUCAGAUGCUUCACUUCUCACAUUACGAGAUCGAGAAGGAUAUACGAUGGAUUCAUGAAGAAAUUUGGGGUUAGAGCUUUCAAAAACUAUUAUUGAGCUUAAGGCCAUUUCCGAUUGGAUCUAGCUUGAAUUUAACAAGGAUUCUUUACCAAUCUCAAUAUCGGAAAUCACAACUUGAGUUUAAGGGUGGAGAAAGAGCAAGUUAGCAUAUAACAAGAGAAUUGGGGAAUCUCAACAAAUUCAAGCUUGGAAUUGUGAUUAUAAACGAGUUCAGUAUAUGAUCUUGGAGAAGGCAACUGAUAGUAGAAAGGGAUCAGAAAAAGGACCAGCAGAAUGGGGAAAAUUAAACCCUCAGUGGAAAGUUUGUAGCACGGGAAAAUUUCAAUCUCCGAUUGAUCUCACUGACGAAAGAGUCAGUCUUAUUCAUGACCAAGCCUUGAGCAAACAUUACAAACCAGCUUUGGCUGUUAUUCAAAGUAGAGGACAUGACGUUAUGGUAUCGUGGAAAGAAGACGCUGGAAAAAUAACAAUACAUCAAACAGAUUAUAAAUUGGUGCAGUGUCAUUGGCAUUCACCAUCUGAGCAUACCAUUAACGGAACUAGUUACGACCUAGAGCUUCAUAUGGUUCACACCAGUGAUAGUGGCAAAACCGCAGUGGUUGGAGUUCUUUAUAAAUUAGGUGAACCUGAUGAAUUCCUCACAAAGGUAUACUAAACUCUAGAAGUAAAUUAGGUUUAAUACAUAGUUGAUACAAUU
Messenger RNA from Arabidopsis arenosa, 853 nucleotides. NCBI's taxonomy places the organism in Eukaryota, Viridiplantae, Streptophyta, Magnoliopsida, Brassicales, Brassicaceae. The record is from the annotation of a GenBank genome assembly.